Messenger RNA from Cetraspora pellucida, 520 nucleotides. Lineage: Eukaryota; Fungi; Glomeromycota; Glomeromycetes; Diversisporales; Gigasporaceae. The record is from the annotation of a GenBank genome assembly.
CUUUUAUGAUUCAUCAAAAAUUGCUUGCCCAUGAAAGAAGUAAACAUGCGAAUAAUAAAAUGAUACCUCAUUUUUACUUACUUUCUCAACCUACCUCAGAACAACUAUUAUAUUAUAUUAACUCUGUUAUUGUUCUUGUUAAGAAAAAACUUGGUUUUUCUAAAAAUUUUAUUGGAAAAAAACGUUUUUCUAUUGAAACUUUUCCAGAAAAUAUAUUUGUAUAUCUUUUUAGAAAUGAGAAAAAGUUUAAAUAUAGUUCAGUCAACCAUAAAUAUCAAUGUUGUUUUGAAGGAUCCACAGGAGUGACUAGACUUAAUCAAAUAUUUUAUUAUAAUUAUUGGAAUUUUCGACAAAAUCCUAUUACAAAUACUAAAGAAUAUGUUUUACUUGAAGACUAUGAAAAUAUAUAUCAAAUCAAAUUUACUUGGAAUCAAACAACUUUAUUGGAAAACAAUAGAGAGUUUAUAUUAGGAAGAAUGACCUGUAAUUUUAUUGCCGAUUCUAAAGAAUUUCAAGAAAA